Messenger RNA from Pieris napi, 2120 nucleotides. Its product is annotated as KRAB-A domain-containing protein 2-like. NCBI's taxonomy places the organism in Eukaryota, Metazoa, Arthropoda, Insecta, Lepidoptera, Pieridae. Gene Ontology annotation, biological process: DNA integration. Gene Ontology annotation, molecular function: nucleic acid binding. Bases 240 to 2120 code for a protein of 626 amino acids. The transcript is spliced from 3 exons. The record is from RefSeq and is a predicted model, not a curated record.
GUGGGCUUAUCGUUAGAUUGGCCAGAUCGAGAUAUGCCCGGGCACUUCUUGAAACGCCGGCACAUCAUGAUUCGGCCGGGCAUAUCGCGAUGCGCCAAGUAAAAGGUUGGGCAGAUCGACGAGAAUAACGUAUUUGUCGAUAUUCCGAGCUAACAACACGGCGGAUCGUGAAAUAGUUGCAUUUCGCGCCGAUAGUGGCGCUGUCUUCGCGCGCUCGGCUUUGUUUACGCGAGCGGAAGAUGGCGGCGUUACAAACAAGUGAAUGUGGUGUUGAUAUUAUCAAAAUGAACAGUGAAAACGAAACAAAAAGUGCAUUUAAAGAACAAUAUUACCAUCAGUUACUUGAUUUCUAUGAGGGACAUAAAGAUUCUUCGCACAAUGUAAAAAAACCAUGGACUUCUCAACGUAUUUUAGAGGUUAUUGAACAAAUAAAAAGAAGUAGGGUGACCAUGCAGCGGGUCUCUUCGGACUAUUAUUGGAGUGCAAAAUAUGAUGUCAUGGAAACUUCUGACAAAGAUUACUUAAUUUUCAAAAGAAAAACUGCCGAUGAUCCUACAGUGCGCAUAGUCGCCGUAGAUGAAUAUUUUGAUAUAUUAACAGAAGUUCACAAAGCUGUUGGGCAUGGUGGCAGAGAAAAAAUGAUAUAUAGUAUUAAAAACAAAUUUCACAUACCGAAAAAAGCUAUAGAAAUAUACAUUAAAUUGUGUGCAGUGUGUGAAAUGAAACGUUCCAUGCCAAAAAAAGGUAUAGUGACAAAACCAAUUAUAUCACCAGAUUUCAACUCACGAGGUCAGGUAGACCUUAUUGAUUUACAAUCAGCUCCGGACGGGGAAUACAAGUGGUUAAUGAAUUAUCAGGACCAUGCUACCAAGUUUCUACACUUGAGGCCAUUGAAAUCUAAGAGGGCUGUGGAGGUGGCGUUUGAACUAUUUAAAAUAUUUUUGGAGUUUGGUGCACCAUUAAUUUUACAAUCUGAUAAUGGGAAAGAGUUUACAGCUCAUGUCAUUGAAGAACUUGUGCAGUUGUGGCCAGAAUGCAAGAUCGUUCAUGGAGGCCCUAGACGUCCUCAAACGCAAGGAAGCGUCGAACGUAGCAACCAAGACGUAGAAAACAUGUUGCGUUGUUGGAUGAAAGAUAAUGAUUCUGCUAAUUGGUCUGUGGGUUGCUACUUCGUACAGUAUUAUAAAAAUUCAUCUUUUCAUCGUAUAAUUGGUAGAUCACCCUAUCGUGCCUUGUUCGGUUCUGACCCCAAAACAUUACUGAAAGGUACUAAUAUCCCGGACAGUGUUAUUUCAUCUAUUCAAACUGAAAAGAAGAAUACUUCGACAACCUCGAUGGAGAUAAUCUUGCCUGAAGGGACAAAUGUUGAUGGCUUAAGUAGUAAAGCACUAACGCUUGAUGAUGAGAUGGUUUCGGCCAAAGUGAAUAUUUCUGAAGCAUUAAGUGUACAGGAUGCCCCAACAUGUAUAAAUGCGGCACCGGCGCCUGCCAAUAUCGCAGACAGUGUUAUUUCAUCUAUUGAAACUGAAAAGAAGAAUAUUACGACAACCUCGAUGGAGAUAAUCUUGCCUGAAGGGACAAAUGUUGAUGGCUUAAGUAGUAAAGCACUAACGCUUGAUGUUGAGAUGGUUUCGGCCGAAAUAAAUGUUCCUAAAGCAUUAAGUGUACAGAACGUCCUAUAUAAUAAUAAUAAACAGAACGUCCUAACAAGUGUAAAUUCGGCAACGGCGCUUGCCAAUCAAGAUCUGAAAAUAGAAAAUAUUGAAACCGCCGAACAAAAACUUGAAGCAACUAAUUGUUCACCCAGAAAUGAUACGUCCUGUAUAGAAGAUUUAGCUUUGCAAACUGUUAACAGAGCUUCUACUAGCAAAGAUGUUUUUGUCGUUUCAAUUCAAGGGGUUUCAGCCAGUAGCGACACGUCACUAACGACUAAGAAAGCCGACUGCAAUACGCAGAUUUGUUUGGUUUGUACCAAAGAAACUGGAGCUCAUAGUUGUAGAUCGUGCUUUAAACCAGUUCACGCAGUCAUUGGGGAACAGACAGAAGAAGAAAGGGAAACUCCAAGUGAUGCUAAAAGCAACACAGAAACAAAGGACAUGAAUAUAAACAUACCUGUAUAG